Alternaria ventricosa is the source of this 1239-nucleotide messenger RNA. RefSeq lists its product as uncharacterized. The record is from RefSeq and is a predicted model, not a curated record. Gene Ontology annotation, molecular function: FAD binding. The coding region runs from base 1 to 1239 and encodes 412 amino acids. The transcript has a single exon. NCBI's taxonomy places the organism in Eukaryota, Fungi, Ascomycota, Dothideomycetes, Pleosporales, Pleosporaceae.
AUGUCUCUCACCAAAGCACCCCAGCUCAAAGUUCUUGUCAAUGGCGCUGGCAUUGCAGGAUCAACCUUCGCCUACUGGCUCACCAGAACAGGUCUCAAUGCCUCCAUCACUGUUCUAGAACGCUCGCCAUUCCCUCGCCCCACCGGCCAGUCCAUCGAGAUUCGCGGUCCAGCCAUCUCCAUCGUCGAGAAGAUGGGCCUGCUGCCAAGCGUACUUGCACGCAACACCACAGAAGAGGGCACACGCCUGAUCAACGCACAAAGUAAGAUCGUCGCCGAGUUCGGAAAAGGCGGCUUCACAUCCGAGUAUGAGAUCUUACGAUCAGAUCUCUGCGGCCUAUUCUUGGAUGCGUCAAAGGGAAUGAAGAACGUAAACUACGUGUACGGCGACUACGUCACAGCGGUACAGCAAACAGACCAGACGGUGGAUGUGACCUUCAACAGUGGAGCCAGAGAUAGCUUCGACCUCAUCGUCGGUGCAGACGGCUCCGCAUCACGAACACGAACCCUGAUCCUCGAUGAACAGACACGAAAGGGAAGUUACAACUUCAUCGGGCAAUACAUCGCGUACUUCAGCAUCCCCCGCAUCGAGUCGGACACGAAGCACUGGUAUUGGUACAACGCACCAAAAGGCCGAGGCUUGAUGAUGCGACCGCAUCGUAACGGAAAAACAAUUGGAUGCUACGUGGUCGUCACAACGCCAGCACAUGACCACUACGAUGCGCUCGCCGAAGCAGCGUUGGAAAGCGGUCCUGAGAAGCAGAAGGAGCUUCUUCGUAUAUAUUUCUGCGAUGCGGGCUGGCAGGCUGAGAGGAUUCUUGCUGGUAUGGACGAGUGCGACGACUUCUAUAUGAGCCGCUCGGCGUAUGUCAAGCUUCCUACUUGGACGAAUAAUCGCGCUGUACUUAUUGGCGAUGCCGCCCACGCCACAUUUGGUGUUGGCACUUCGCUCGCCGUCGAAGGCGCAUACUUCCUCGCAGGCGAGCUCGGCAAGAUCAAGCACAGCAACGACAUUCCGGCUGCGCUCAAGCGCUACGAAGCGACGUACCGUAAGGUGCAAGGUGAUGGUGCAGACUUACCGCCUGGCUUCCCUCAGUUUGCUUUUCCGCAGACAGCAUUGGCAAUAAAAGUACGCGACGCGCUCGCGUGGGUGUUCUGCAAGACGAAAGCUCACAAGCUACUACCGGGUGACAAGCCGGAUGAUUCGAAGCUGCCGCCGUACGAAUGGGUCGCGGUGUGA